CCACGAGGAUGCAACUCGGGCACUCAAUGCCCGAUUGUUGGACCUGGAACAAGCUGUACCAGGACCAGCUGCUGAAGCUUCCAGCAGUGCACCCUCAAGCCGCCAACUGGAGGACCGCGUUGACCACGUAGUGGCAAUGCUCGGCGACAUCAGCACCUUCGCUGCGCCGACCACCACCAUCAGCAGUCAGCUGCAUACAUUGAACACCGAGGUCCAAAAGCUGCAGUCGACGAACGCGGACGACAAUCCGAAGAUGUACAAGAUGCCAACUUUCAACCUGGAAAGGUUCGACGACUACACGCAGCAGGAUCCCGUCCUCUGGUGGGAAGCAUUCACAACGCAACUCAGGAUGCUGCCAGUAGCCAACCAUGCGUACAUCGGCGCCCUGUUCCUGGACUCAAAGGGCGGAUGCCAGACCUGGUUGAGCCACCUGGCAACCUCCCACGGCGUCGACGUACCAGACUUGAAGGACGUAAUCACAUGGGAGGAACUAACACGGCUGUGGAAGAAGCGGUUCAUCGUCGACGACCCGCCGACACUCGCCAUCAACCGUUUGUUCACCAUGUCACAGGGCAACACAGCAACACRGGACUGGCUCACGGAGUGGCAGAAGAUUGCGGCUGUGCCCAAUCUGAACCUACCAUUUGAGCAUCUACGCCGUGAGUUCUACAACAGGUCCUGUGCGGCAUUGAGCCAGGCUCUUGGUGAUCGCGAGCAGUACUCAACCUUCGCGGAGAUCAUUGACAAAGCGAGGGAGAUCAUCAAGACCAACAGGUCAGCUGCAGACGAGAAAUCAACAUCAUGGCAGACAACCUAUGUGGAGAAGGUACGAACUGGUCCGCGACAGCAGCACUUCGCUGCAGUCCAGCAGGACAGUGGAGAUAACCCAGCAGUCACUCCAGCAUCAAGUGACGGAGAUCAGGUGGCCGCUGUCCAGCAGCGAAGCACCAACAAGUCCCGCAACAAUGGAAAGGCGAACUCCGCAUCGCAGGCCGGAAAUGGACAGCCAGGACAGUUUCCAUGGGUCAAGUUUGGCUUGACCGAGGCGGAGUACAAGGUCCGCGGCCGCUACGGCAGCUGCUAUUGGUGCAACAGCACCAAGCACAAGACCUCCCUGUGCCAAGAUCAGGGCAAGGAGGAUGUGCGACCCCGCCACAGCUCGGGAAACUGAGCUGCGCGGAAGGUUUCUAGGGUUUCCUCAGUAUUUACUCCCUCUCUAUGGACAGACGACGACGGGGAUUGAUCCAAAGAAAAGGUGUUUAGCUGCUGCAGGAUUUGCUUUGAAACACCACUUCUCCUGCACCAUCCAAUCUGAUGGAUGGGUGGACAGAUUAGAUCGGGGAAACUAUCGGUAGUGGGGCGGAGGCUCUCAGAUCAAUGGCGGUGAAAAGUACAAUCCAAAUGAAGAGGGUAGCGAUUGUGUGCAAUUGGCCAGGGACGUACAAAGUUCAACUCACUCUCACAGACGAUAGGUAUCCCGAAUACCCUGGUUGGAGCAGGCUGAACAUUCAGCCAGGCACUUCGCCCUCAUGCAAUCUCUGCCCUAGAUUCCACCGUGGUAGAAUUGGGAACGAGACACAAGCUCUCGGAUAUGGCAGACAGCGCUCACCUCGUUACCUCAAUCUCCAUCGUCAUCGUCGUAGUCUAUUUUCCUCAUCAGGCUGCUGUGCAAUGAACCCAGAUCGUGAAGUCACUCGUCAACAAUGCAAGCCCAGAUGAAUGUCAACCAGGUGAUGAUUACCAAUAGUCAAAAUCGUGUCCAGAUAGAAUGAGAUGAGAUAAUCAUACACAGACGAAGGAGAGAGGAGGGAGAUUAGACAAAGGAGAGGAAAUAAAUACAAGGCCCACUCCUGCUUCGGGCUCCCUCCUCGAUCACCACCUCAAUAAUCAAUAGUCUGAACAAGU
Molecule: messenger RNA, 1905 nt
Organism: Chara braunii
Lineage: Eukaryota; Viridiplantae; Streptophyta; Charophyceae; Charales; Characeae
Source: the annotation of a GenBank genome assembly